AAAACAGAAGAAGAAAAAAAUGAAAAAACUGGAGAAAACGAAUCGCCGUGAUGGCAGCAGGGUUAGUUUUGGCAUAUUACACAAAAAUCGUUUCAUUACACACACGACCUUUCCCCCUUCUCCCCCUCCUCUCUCUCUUCUUCUCUUAACCUUCUUCAACCAAACUCACCUCUUUUCACAAUCAAAUCUCCCAAUAUAUCAAUAUCAAAUCAAUAUCAAAUCCCUCUAUUCUUUUCAAAACCCUAAUCUCUCUCUCUAUCUCUCUUAUUUCCUAUUUUCUCUCUUUCUAUUUCAAUAAACAAUCCCUAAUAAAAAACUUGAAUCCUUUUCAUCUUUUUUUACCCUUUGAUUUGGGGUUUCUAUUAUUGUUCAUUGAUUGUUCAAUUAUAUGGCGAAAGGAACCGACUCGGAUGAGUUUAUGAUGCUUUCUAGGGUUCGUUCUGGUCUCAAAAGAGAGUUUGCAUUCGCUAUGAAAGCACAAUCUGAAAUGGAUGGUUCAUUAGGUCGAACCCGGGCUAGUAAGAACCGGAAUGAGACUCCGGUUCAGACAUCUCCGUCUGGGAAACGGUUCAGAAAGUCCGGUCCAUCGAAGAAUGAUGAAGAUGUUGAUGUUUGUGGUGUUAUGAGCGAGGAAGAGGCUAAGAGUGAUGUUGUUGAUCUUGCUAGCGAUGAUGAACCUAAGAAUCAUGUUGGAGAAGAAUCAAAAUCUGUUUUUCUUGAUGAGGCAAAUGUGAAGAGUGAUGUUGUGAUUGAUGAAGAAGCUCGUUUUAAGGAAGAAGAAGUUAUGAAUGAAAUAGAAAUAGAAACUGCAAAAACUUGUGUUAUCAAAACCAAAGAUGAAACUAUAGAGGAAAAGGAAACCCUUAAUGUUGAAGAAACCAAAGAGGUAAAAGAUACCCUUAAGGUCGAAGAAGCCAAAAAAGAGAAAGUUAAGAAAAAGAAGGUGAAGGUGCAUUUAGAUAAAUCAAUGAGAAGGUUUACAAGAUCAGCAUUGAAACAAAAAGACGACGAAACUAAGAUGUUGAGUAAUGGGGAAAGAGAUAAUGUUGUUGGAGUAGAUGUUAAUGUUGAAAAGGAAAAUGUAGGUACACCAUUUUUAGGAACUCCAACUCCUAUGAAAUUGACUAAGUCUGCUUUGAAAAGGUUCCCUGUUAAGCUUAAGGAUCUUCUUGCGACGGGGAUUCUUGAGGGGUUGCCAGUGAAAUAUAUAAGGGGAUUGAAGGCGCGGAGACCUGGAGAAACAGAGGUACGAGGGGUGAUUAAAGAUGCUGGGGUUUUGUGCUUUUGUGAGGUUUGUAAGGGGAUUAAGGUUGUCACACCAACUGUUUUUGAGUUGCAUGCUGGUAGUGCUAAUAAGCGUCCACCGGAAUAUACUUACAUUGAGAAUGGAAAAACCCUUCGUGAUGUCAUGAAUGCCUGUGUGAGUGUUCCAUUGGAUACAUUGGACGAAGUUGUCCAAAAGGUUCUUGGUGACUUCACUAUGCAGAAAUCUAAUAUCUGUUUCAAUUGCAGAGGGUCAAUUUCUAAAUCUAGUGAGGGUGUGUCAAAACUAGUAUGCAAUUUGUGCAUGGAGUUGAAAGAGACUCAAGAUAACCACCUUCAAACAGAAGCAACAUGCAGUAAAAGUAUUACCCCAGUAGUUCAACCCAGAUUGCCUGAAACAGCUGUGACGCCGAAGUCAUUAAAAACUGAUAUGGUGGAUCUGAAGUCAUUAAACACUGAAAUGGUGGUUCCAGAGUCAUUGAACACAGAGAUGGUUGUUCCAGAGUCAUCAAACACUGAGAUGGUGGUUCCAGAGUCAUUAAACACACAGAUGGUUCCAAAGGCACUGAACAAUGGGAUGAAGCAGAGUGCAUCUCGUGGUAAGAGUCAGGGGAGAAUAACUAGAAAGGAUCUACGCUUGCAUAAGUUGGUAUUUGAAGAAGAUGUGUUACCAGAUGGAACUGAAGUAGCUUAUUAUUCUCACGGAAAGAAACUAUUGGUCGGUUACAAAAAGGGAUAUGGAAUUUAUUGUACGUGUUGUGACUCAGAGGUUAGUGCCUCACAGUUUGAAGCUCAUGCUGGCUGGGCAUCUCGACGCAAGCCUUACCUGCACAUAUAUACAUCUAAUGGAGUCUCACUACAUGAGUUGUCCCUCUCUCUAUCGAAAGAUCGGAGAUUUUCUGCCAGUGAUAAUGACGAUCUUUGUAGCAUAUGUCAAGAUGGAGGGGAUCUUUUGUGUUGUGAUGGAUGCCCAAGAGCUUUUCACAUAGAUUGUGUUCCUCUACCAUGCAUUCCCGAAGAUACUUGGUAUUGUAAAUAUUGCCAGAAUAAUUUCCUGAUGGAGAGUAAUGUGGAACGUAAUGUGAAUGCUCUGGCAGCUGGAAGGAUUGCAGGCAUUGAUCCUUUAGAACAGAUAAACCGAAGAUGCAUUCGCAUUGUCAAAAGUGUAGCGGUCGACCAUGGUGGAUGCGCCCUGUGCGGAUGUCAUGAUUUCGUUAAAUUAUUUGGUCCUCGGACAGUAAUUAUUUGUGAUCAGUGUGAGAAGGAAUAUCAUGUUGGAUGUUUGAAGGAUCAUAACAUGCAGAAUCUAGAGGAAUUGCCGGAAGGGAAUUGGUUCUGCAGCACAAGUUGUAGUCAAAUUCAUUCUGCUUUAGUGAAUUUGGUUGCUUCUGGGGAGAAUAAUCUCCCAGAUUCUAUUCUAAGUUUGAUUAAAAAGAAGAAUGAAGAGAAAGAGAAAGAGAAAGAGAAAGAGAAAGAUUUAGACACCGAUGUUGCUCCCAAAAUUAAAUGGAGGGUUUUGAAUUGGAAAUUAGUUGCAUCUGAUGAAAAUAAGCAAUUGUCUGAUGAAUAUAGGCAAGUGCUUUCGAAGGCUGUUUCCAUCUUCCAUGAGAGGUUUGAUCCUAUAGUUGAUUCUUCCUCUGGCCGUGAUUUCAUUCCAACAAUGCUGUUUGGAAAGAACAUCCGCGGACAAGAUUUUGCUGGAAUGUACUGCGCAGUGCUUACUGUCAACCAAGUUGUUGUUUCUGCGGGAGUAUUUCGUGUCUUUGGACCAGAUGUAGCAGAACUUCCGUUGGUUGCGACAGUGGCUGAAUACCAAGGACAGGGUUACUUCCAAUGCUUGUUUUCUUGCAUCGAGAGACUACUUGGAUCCCUAAGCGUACGAAACCUUGUCCUACCGGCUGCUGAUGAAGCUGAAUCAAUAUGGACUAACAAAUUUGGGUUUACAAAGCUGGAGCACGAGGAGAUAAACAGUUAUAAGAAAUUUUAUCAUAUGAUGAUCUUUCAAGGGACCUCAGUACUACAGAAGCCUGUUGCUGCGCCAUUGAUUACUUCUCAGGAGUCGGUGUAAAGUUUUUAGAGACCCUUGAAUGCAAUGACCUUUGUUUAGGGAUUUUGUGGCUGUACAGAAAAAAAAACAGAUUCGCUUCUUGCUGAUGCAAUUUUUUUGUAGCAAAGAAAUGAAGUGAGAUUAGAAUUGAAAAUUGAGGAAACUAGGACAUGAGAUGGAUGUUGAGAAACUAGCCAAUUUUUUUGUUAACAUGAUUCUGUUUUGAAUCUAUAUAUUUUGGCUUAUGCUCAUGUUGAACAUUAUUUAUUGUACCCUUUGGCAUCGGUUCAGUAAAUUCUUCACUUAAGUUUCAUUUACUUA
Molecule: messenger RNA, 3631 nt
Organism: Cicer arietinum (chickpea)
Lineage: Eukaryota; Viridiplantae; Streptophyta; Magnoliopsida; Fabales; Fabaceae
Biological process (GO): positive regulation of transcription by RNA polymerase II
Cellular component (GO): nucleus
Molecular function (GO): histone binding; RNA polymerase II transcription regulatory region sequence-specific DNA binding; chromatin binding
Source: RefSeq, a predicted model, not a curated record